This is a messenger RNA of Fulvia fulva, 825 nucleotides long. RefSeq lists its product as uncharacterized. Bases 1 to 825 code for a protein of 274 amino acids. The record is from RefSeq and is a predicted model, not a curated record. The transcript has a single exon. NCBI's taxonomy places the organism in Eukaryota, Fungi, Ascomycota, Dothideomycetes, Mycosphaerellales, Mycosphaerellaceae.
AUGCUGCUCCUUGUCAACCCAAAGAGCAUGGACACCACCAAGAAGACCGCACCACCCAUCCCAGGUGUCGAACACGUCACGUGUCAAGAGCAAGCCGACCAUCUGCAUCACCUCUACCACAGCUGGAAAGAACUCCUCGGCACGCCCAUCACAUCAACUGAUGCGCGCAUCAUCGCCGGCAUCGCGCUCCUCCGCGAGGCAAUCGCAGGCUGCCACCUCGCCUUUCUCGAGCUACCAUAUUAUUCAGAAGUGACCAAAGGCUACUGGCUUAAGCUGCUAUUCUAUGGCCAGCAAGCCAUCCACGCGUUGGCAUUCACUGUCGCUAAGUUCUGUGAUUUCGAGACCAAGAACGCGAAGCCAACCGGUCCAUAUCCUGUCAUGCGCAAGGAAGACCCCUUCAACAUCGUCCCUCAGGUCACGAAUGAGAGACUACUGCGGCAGUGGGCGAUGGCGAUGUACCUCGAUCUCCAGCACAUCACGUCUUUCUUCGGCGAGGCGUUGGAUGCGGCUGAGCAGAGCCUGCAGAUUGGACUAGGUGAUGACAAGACGAUUCAACUUGUUGAGGGUCGGAAUGGUGCAGACGCUGUGCGCACGCCAGGGCUUGAGAGAACGGUGCACCUGCAUCUUCCACCUGUUCCCGAGGAGGCGGUCGACGAUAUGUGGAGGCUAGGCAGCGCGUCAAGCAUGAUUUACUGCUUGACAAACCUGGCGGCGAUUUUGUCAAGGGCGUUUGAGGGGGCGGAUGUGCAAUUGUGGGGCCAUAAGGUGCCGGCUACGGAGAGGGAUAUGAUGAUGCGGUUGAAGGUGCCGAAGGAGUGGAAGUAA